UGCAUUCUUUUUGUGUAGCCAGGAUGGAUUUGUAGCUCAAUUGAUUCAACUCUUUAUUGAGAACAUGUUAUGUGCUGAAGUCUGUGUUUAGUAGAUGUCAGCUAGUGUCAAAGGCAGUGAGACCUAGCCUAUAAACUACUUAAGGUAAAGUCAUAGAGGAAGAAGUUAUGAGUAUUGUUUCAGACAAGAACACUGAGAAGCAAAUAAUCAAAAGAUCCAAGUACAGUAACAUUAGAAAUAAUAAUUUAUAUUAUAGGGGGCUGCAUGGGGAUUUUCCAAGAACAAAUAGGUUGGUCACAUGAAAGAGAAGCAUGUGGUAGACGAGCCCUGCUUUCUUGGUAGCCUAUGUUAUUUCUCUACCGCUUUAGAAGUGUUGGCUCUGAGCCUGGGAUCUCUGGUGCAGGAAGCAGGAAAGACAUAGAUGCCUCCAAAAGUGCUUUGCCAAGUAGGAGAAUUCUGCUAGAGUCCAUCAUGGAAGUUCCAGCUCUGAGAAUGACAGGACCAGCUUUGCCUUACAUGGCUGAAAUGUGUGUGCCUGUUGUGUGACUCUUCAAACUUCACCUGCCACACGGAAGGUGCGUGCUGGGCCUCGGUGAUGCUCUCCAAUGGGAAAGAACAGGUGAUAAAGUCCUGUGUGUCCCUCACUGAGCUGAAUGCUCAGGUCUUCUGUCACAGUUCCAACAAUGUCACCAAAACAGAGUGCUGCUACACAGACUUUUGCAACAACAAAACACUGCACCUCCCAAAAGCAUCACCAAAUGUCCCCACGCUUGGACCCACAAAGCUGACGGUUGUUAUCACUGUGCCAGUCUGCCUUCUGUCGGCAGCCGUGGUGCUGGCCAUGUGGGCAUGCCAAGGCCGACAGUACAGAGACAGAAAGAGAAGGAGACAGAACGUGGAGGAAGCCCUAUCUGAUUGCAACCUGGUAAAUGCUGGAAAAACUCUGAAAGACCUGAUCUAUGACACGACAGCAUCCGGCUCUGGCUCUGGUCUACCUCUGUUGGUCCAAAGAACAAUUGCCAGGACAAUUGUACUUCAAGAACUAGUGGGUAAAGGUAGAUUUGGUGAGGUUUGGCAUGGAAGAUGGUGUGGAGAAGAUGUGGCUGUGAAGAUAUUUUCCUCCAGAGAUGAAAGAUCUUGGUUUCGUGAAGCAGAGAUUUAUCAGACUGCGAUGCUGAGACAUGAGAACAUUCUCGGCUUCAUUGCUGCUGACAACAAAGAUAAUGGAACUUGGACUCAGCUGUGGCUUGUUUCUGAUUACCAUGAACUGGGCUCCCUGUAUGACUACUUGAACAGAAACAUAGUGACAGUGGCCGGGAUGGUCAGAUUGGCAUUCUCCAUAGCCAGUGGCCUGGCCCACCUUCACAUGGAGAUUGUGGGCACACAAGGUAAGCCUGCUAUUGCUCACCGAGAUAUUAAAUCAAAAAAUAUCUUAGUGAAAAAGUGUGAAACUUGUGUUAUAGCUGACUUGGGGUUGGCCGUGAAGCAUGAUUCAAUGCUCAACACUAUUGAUAUACCUCAGAAUCCUAAGGUGGGAACCAAAAGGUACAUGGCUCCUGAAAUGCUUGAUGACACAAUGAACGUGAGCAUCUUCGAGUCCUUCAAACGUGCUGACAUCUACUCUGCUGGGCUGGUCUACUGGGAGAUAGCCAGAAGGUGUUCAGUUGGAGGAAUUGUUGAGGAGUACCAGUUGCCCUACUAUGACAUGGUGCCUUCAGACCCCUCAACAGAGGACAUGAGGAAAGUUGUUUGUGAACAGAAGUUUCGGCCAAAUAUUCCAAACCAGUGGCAGAGCUGUGAAGCACUCAGGGUCAUGGGAAGAAUCAUGCGGGAGUGCUGGUAUGCCAAUGGGGCGGCUCGCCUAACUGCCCUUCGCAUUAAGAAGACCAUUUCCCAGCUUUACAUCAAGGAAGAUUGUAAAGCCUAAGAUGACAACUGUGUUAACAAAAACCCAACUGCUCACAGUCUCUCCCCCUCUUUAUGUGAAUGCUUUUGCCUUUUUGUUUUUAUUCUACCUCAGAGAUAUUGCAGUACAGUAUUGAAGUGCCCAAAGCAGCAUGAGAAAUAAUCUCUCAUGUCAAGCAUGGACAGGAGUUGAGUUUAUUCACUCUUCAUGUUGUCUUAACUUUAAAAAUUAACACAUUCACUCAUCUUUUUUAUUUAAUAAGAAAGAUAUUAUAAAUAUGUAAAAUAAGCUGUGUAAAACUAAUAAAAGUCAUUAAGAUUUUA
Erinaceus europaeus (western European hedgehog) is the source of this 2229-nucleotide messenger RNA. RefSeq names its product activin A receptor type 1C (gene ACVR1C). Gene Ontology annotation, biological process: activin receptor signaling pathway; nervous system development; cellular response to growth factor stimulus. The coding region runs from base 596 to 1927 and encodes 443 amino acids. The transcript has 9 exons. Gene Ontology annotation, cellular component: activin receptor complex; plasma membrane. The record is from RefSeq and is a predicted model, not a curated record. NCBI's taxonomy places the organism in Eukaryota, Metazoa, Chordata, Mammalia, Eulipotyphla, Erinaceidae. Gene Ontology annotation, molecular function: activin receptor activity, type I; ATP binding.